AUGCCCCCACGUCCCAUCCCCGCUCUAAUAUCACAAGUCCCACACUCGUUAUCCAUCGCUCAGCCCAGCCCAGCCCAUCCCAUCCCAUCCCAUCCCAUCCAAACCCAACCCAAAACCGGAAAUCCGCAAAUCCACGCCCAAAAAACCCUCCCCUUCCCUUCCACUCCCUUCUCCCACCCUUCCAAUCUAAUCUCCCCCUCCGAUCCCCUAUCCCCAAAGAAGAGAAGAAAAGAAGAAAAGAAGAAAAGAAACGAAAGACGAAGCAAAAAACCACCCACUGUGGAUCCCCCCAACGGCUGGGUACCCAAAUCCCGCACUUUCUGGUACCGAGAAACAUGGGUUCACCCGACCCAGCAAUCCCACCCAUUUCCCUUCCGCGUCUUCGAGAACCCGCAUCCCGGUGGAGAGGAUGGAUCCUCGGGGGAUUAA
This is a messenger RNA of Botrytis deweyae, 429 nucleotides long. RefSeq lists its product as uncharacterized. The transcript has a single exon. The coding region runs from base 1 to 429 and encodes 142 amino acids. Lineage: Eukaryota; Fungi; Ascomycota; Leotiomycetes; Helotiales; Sclerotiniaceae. The record is from RefSeq and is a predicted model, not a curated record.